Molecule: messenger RNA, 2651 nt
Organism: Penaeus vannamei (Pacific white shrimp)
Lineage: Eukaryota; Metazoa; Arthropoda; Malacostraca; Decapoda; Penaeidae
Source: RefSeq, a predicted model, not a curated record
CUCUCUUUCUUUCUUUCUCAUUCUCUAUCUAUCUCCCAGCUCCAUUCUUAUAUUUACACAAAUGUAUAAGAAAUGUGCCAGUAUUCAUAACAGCUUUGUAGAUAUGAAAUUGUCUGCUAACUACACUGUCAAUAAAACUUUUGUGUACAUUCUAUCACUUGCCACAAGCUAAGGUCUGAUAGACUGGACAAGCUUUUAAUAGAGGAAUUUGCCAAUUGGUCCAGCUUUUUUUCCCUUUGAUUACGUUGAUUAAGAAAUAGAAAAUAGUUUGAUCACAUAGUAACUGAUGGUAGUGAAGGAGUUACAGACUUCUAACAGCUUUUGUUUUUACAUUAGAAACGGGAGAACGUCGGGCUGUAGCAAGAAAGAGUACUAUGUCCCGUGCUGGGACUCCACCACGAGAAGUUCAACAAAGGAUUGAACAGGAGUCUAAAGGUUUUACUAAAAAACAUACUCUUCAUGAGAAAACCAUAAAGUUCAUGAGACAUAUCUGUUCGAAUAAGUGCUUGGGUCCUAAGGGUGAUAACAUGACUGAUCACAAGGGAUUGUCACCCCUCUUAUAUCCUAUGAUGUUUGGUUGGUACAGACAUAUUGUGAAGCAGCGUCGAAGAACAAUGGGACGGAAUGAAGUUUAUUAUGUAGCUCCUUGCGGUAGACGACUGCGCAGUGUAGAAGAAGUCUUCCGCUAUCUCCUUGAUACUGAAUCCAACCUUGAGAUUGACUGUUUCUCCUUUGAAUUGGCAGUGGAUACCUCUCAUGAAUGGGAACCAUUCAAAAAGAUUGUCAACAUUGAUGAUGUGUCCCUUGGAGAAGAAAAUGUACAGAUCUCGUGCGUCAAUUCCUUGGACGAAACCGCCCCUCAGACUCUAGUAUACAGCAAUGUUCGCCUUCCAACAGAACAUGUUCCACUCAACCUAGAUCCAGAAUUCUUAGUCUGUUGCGACUGUAUAGAUGAUUGCCAGGACAAAUCAAAAUGCCCUUGUUGGCAGUUGACAAUCCAAGGAACCCGCAUUUUGGAUCGCUCCGAGAACCCCAAUACAGGUUAUCAUUACCGCAGAUUGUCUGAACAAGUACAAAGCGGUAUUUAUGAGUGCAAUUCUAGAUGUAAGUGCAGCAACAUGUGCUUAAAUCGUGUUGUGCAACACCCACUGAGACUAAAGUUGCAGCUCUUCAAAACUGCACGUCGAGGCUGGGGCGUUCGAACUUUGCACGACAUUCCUAGAGGAGGCUUCAUCUGUGUUUAUGUGGGCAAGAUGCUGAAUGAGACUAUUGCUAAUGAGGAAGGCAAGAUGAUAGUGGGUGGAGAUGACUACUAUGCUGAGCUGGAUUACAUUGAAGUCAUGGAAAAUGCAAAAGAAGGAUAUGAGGAAGAAGUUGAGAAUAUUGAGGAAGAAAAUAGCAAGCUCUCCGUAGAAGGAAGUGCAAUUGCCGGGUCAGAUUCCACAGACAGUGAUGGUUUCUAUAGUGAAAAUGAAGUAGAUGACACGAAGGAUGAUCGGGACUUCAGCCAUCCAACAUAUAUGAAAAAGGUGGGACUAACCAAGAGAGAAAAGUCUGCCCGCCUUCAGGAACGCUCAUCGCGCAAUAACUUCUUAAAGAAAGGAAAAGAAAGUAAAGAUGGAAGUGGAUCAGGAUCUGCACCUGCAUCAGAUGAUGAAGCAUCCAAGUCAUCACAGCCUGAAAAGACAAAGGAAACAGAACCAAAGGAUGAUUCAAAAUCAGAAGAAGCAGCUGAUGAUUUUGAUGAUGAAGAUGAAGCAGAUGAGAAGCAACGCCGUCCACAAACAUUUGCUCCAAGUCAACUGCUGGCUACGCCUCCUAAGCAGAGGGCAAACAAGAGUGUGAGAGAGUAUUUUGGAAAAGACGAAGCAGUAUACAUCAUGGAUGCCAAACACACAGGCAAUAUAGGCCGUUUCUUGAAUCACUCGUGUGAACCAAACGUCUUUGUCCAGAAUGUCUUUGUUGACACUCAUGACCUAAGGUUCCCAUGGGUGGCAUUCUUCGCCAUCAGCAACAUCCGCGCAGGCACUGAACUCACGUGGGACUACAGCUAUGAAGUGGGCAGUGUACCGGGCAAGACUAAGUACUGCUACUGUGGUGCCAGAAAAUGCCGAGGGAGGUUGUUGUAGAUUGUAUUUUACCGUCUAUUUAUUUUUAUAAUCUAAAUAAUUUUUUUCACUUUUUAUUCCAUGUGAUGUUAUAAACUUAUUCACCGGUUCUAUUGAUGUAGUGGAAUAACUGAUGUGGUAGUUCAGUAAUGCUUUUCAUGCCUAUACAUUUACUUCUCGUGUCUUUUUUUUUAUGCUCUCGGUUUGCGCUGCUGGGCUUGUGUAGUCUUUAUGUGUAAGCUAUAUAGCCUACAAGCUGACUGACUAAAUAAACAUUAUCGGAUUCUUUGUUUAUUUAAUUUUGGAUUCCAGUUUUUUUUAAGUGUGGACAACAUGCUUACAUCUCUACAAGAGAGUGAGAGGAAAGAAAAAUAUUGUGAGAGUUGGAACAGGAACUCAACAAAUUUCAUGCAGGUUGUUAAGAAGCUAUGAUUUGGCAUAUUAUUGCAAACUGUGUAUGAACAUUUCUUUGUGUUUCAUUCAAAAGUUUUUAUGAUAAUUAAAGAUGAAUAUAAAAUAAUAAAAUAAAACUAAUGAAAUCCA